Ectocarpus sp. CCAP 1310/34 is the source of this 642-nucleotide messenger RNA. The record is from the annotation of a GenBank genome assembly. Lineage: Eukaryota; Phaeophyceae; Ectocarpales; Ectocarpaceae.
GACGACGGUGAGGGGCGGCUUCCGGCCGAAGAACGCCUCAAACGGCGACAUCCAGCCCAGGUUGGCCUUCGCCGCGGAGCGGUUGAAGCAGGCGGAUGCCGACAGCGCCGACGCGAGCCACAGGCGAUGUCCGUUGAGGCCGACGUUGGGAUGGAGGAGAGGUCGACGUGGCCCAUGGCGAGGAUGUGGCGGCGUGCGGCGUGGCCCCCCUUCAUGGCGCGUCAUAUGGCGCUUUCGACCACCGCGUUUUGCUUGGGGGUGUCGGGGGCGGUGUACUCGCGCCAAGUGCCAGCAGCGUCGCAGAACGAGGUGAACGCGGAGCCGGUGAAAUCGCCGCCGUUGUCCAUGCGGAAACACCCUGGAGUGCCCAUGCCUUUCAUGUCGGCGAGGAACCGCUGCACGAACUUCAGGAGAACGGGCCCGUGAGGUCGAUGUGGAUUUUGCCGAACGGUACCGCCGCGCGGGUGCCACGCCGCGGCACCGGGGCCCGCCUACCCUUCGCUUCCACGCAGCCCACACACGGCUGCAUCUCCCCCACCAAUCGUACGCCCUGCUGCUUGGCCGUUUCACGCAUCAAGAAUUCGUUGACAUGGCCNGCAUGGAACAAACUAAUGUCAAUGGUCGGAGUGGAUUUUCCAACCG